AUGGAUCGAUUGUCGAAACGCAAGUCUACAACAACUGUUACUAGUACUAAACGACAAUCGUCGGCAUCCAAAAGCAAUGGUUCAAAAAAGCACGCAUCUCCAUCUCCACCUGUGAAGAAAUCCAAGCACCACUCAAAGAAGAGUCGAGGCAAGGAAAUGAGUAGCCCUGGAAGUGGAGGAGAUAAUGAAGGCAAUGCGACACAUUAUGCUGAAGAUGACCAAGAAGAGUGUUCGGCUCGCUCAUGCAUAAAACCCGCCGGCACAGCUAUCGAUUGGAUUCAGUGUGACAAGUGUUCUAAGUGGUACCACCAGGUAUGUCUCGGUUUAACCCCGGAGGAGGCUGACGUGGAGGUCUACUACUGCCCGGCAUGUAACAAAAAGCGCUGA
Mesocestoides corti is the source of this 387-nucleotide messenger RNA. NCBI's taxonomy places the organism in Eukaryota, Metazoa, Platyhelminthes, Cestoda, Cyclophyllidea, Mesocestoididae. The record is from the annotation of a GenBank genome assembly.